Sphaeramia orbicularis (orbiculate cardinalfish) is the source of this 1755-nucleotide messenger RNA. RefSeq names its product P2Y purinoceptor 14-like. Bases 4 to 1107 code for a protein of 367 amino acids. Gene Ontology annotation, molecular function: G protein-coupled purinergic nucleotide receptor activity. Gene Ontology annotation, biological process: G protein-coupled receptor signaling pathway. The transcript has 4 exons. NCBI's taxonomy places the organism in Eukaryota, Metazoa, Chordata, Actinopteri, Kurtiformes, Apogonidae. The record is from RefSeq and is a predicted model, not a curated record. Gene Ontology annotation, cellular component: membrane.
GUAAUGCAUCCACUGAUAAAACAUUCUGUUGUUUUUCUGCAGACACCAUCAGACAUUAUACAGAACAAACUUCAAAACAUGAGCACCCUGAUAGGAUUCAACCAUUCCAUCGCCAACAAGACCACCAUUGAACAUCUGACCCACUGUCAUCAAUUUAAUACCACAACCCACUUCUUUUUCAUUGUUGUCUACAGUGUGUUGUUUCUGGUGGGUUUGCUCCUCAAUGGCUUCAUCUUGAGGUUUUACUUCUGCCAACCUCAGAAGACGUCUAGUACUAUGAUGGUCUACCUGAAGAAUCUGACAGCUGCAGACUUUCUGCUCAGCUUCUCUCUUCUUUUCUACAUCAUUAAUUCAACUAGCAGCUCCAUGACCAUCCGACUGGCCUACUGCAAAGUUGGCCUUGCUAUCUUCUAUCUCAAUAUUUAUGCCAGCAUCCUGUUCAUGACUUACAUCGCCGCUAACAGGUAUCUAAAGAUCAUCCAUCCUCUAAAAACUCACAUCCUGCAGACUGUGCGAGCUGCCUGCAUCAUCUCUGCAGUAACAUGGGUUGUCCUCAUCACCAUGGUGAUCAGCUACAGCUCUGUGUCACUCGUUGUGCAACACAACUCGACGUCUGUCCCCUCCAGCUGCAUAGAUUUGAGCAGUACAAAGCGCAGUGUGCUUCACAAAGUCAUCCACAGCUGUAUAUUGGCCAUCUUCCUGUCCAUCCUCAUCUUCAUGGUGUGUGUCUACUACCACACAUCCCGCAAAGUGUCCAUGGCGCAGCAGAGUCAGCUGACGUCCUCCAGCACCAAGAGACUGGCUAAGGCGCGCAGGAACAUGUUGGUCCUGGUCAGUGUCUUCUGUGUUUGCUUCGUCCCCUACCACUUGAUCCACAUCCCUUACAUUUUCUUAGGGUGUUCCCGGACCCAAGUUCUCUACCUCCUUCAAGAACUGAGCCUUGUAUUGUCGUCGCUGAACGUCUGCCUGGACCCCUUCAUCUACUUCAUCUUCUGCAAAGCCUUCAGGGAGCAGCUGAAAAUGAAAACGAUGUUCCCACAGGGAGGCACAACAACACAAACCACAGAGAGAAGCAAUAGCCACUUAAGUGUCAUCGGAAAGAACUAAGACAGUCCCUUUUCCAUAUGUGUGGUACAACUUUCCAAGAAUUUUUCUCACAUCCUGAUAGAAGGACAAAAAAUUAAGAAUGUAACUGAAUUUAAAUAUUUAGGUGUUACAUUUGACCCAAAUCUAAGCUUUAAAAAGUACAUUCAAAAGAUGACAAAUACAAUAACAUUUAACUGUGCUAACUUCAGCUAUAUCAGAAACUCACUGUCCACUGAAGUGUCAAACAUGUAUCUAAAUGCAGUGAUAGUUCUACAUUUUCUUUACUGUAUGACCAGUUGGUUGCAGGCUUGUAAAUCUGUCCUAAGGCCUCUAGAAUCAUUGUAUAAAUAUUCUCUCAAGAUCCAUGACAAGAAAAGGCAGUAGUCCAUCACUGCUCAGUUUUGUCCAAAUAUAAGAUCUUAAGCUUCGAAAAUGUAAUCACGUAUACAAAUGUGUGUCUGUUAUUUAAGGUGAUCCAUAAUUCUGCUGCUCCUCCCUUGAAAAAGUUUAUUUCUUUGAGUUCUGGAAAAACAUCUCAAACUACUCGAUGAACAGCACACAGCAAGUGCAGGAUUCUGAGGCACAAAACAGCAUUUGCAAAUUCAGCGUUCUCAUGUGUGGCCAUGCGACAGUGGAACACAUUACCAACAGAACUACUAACAAUUACAA